Messenger RNA from Wasmannia auropunctata (little fire ant), 3722 nucleotides. Its product is annotated as glutamate receptor ionotropic, kainate 2-like. Bases 1 to 2226 code for a protein of 741 amino acids. Gene Ontology annotation, biological process: monoatomic ion transport; synaptic transmission, glutamatergic; modulation of chemical synaptic transmission. Lineage: Eukaryota; Metazoa; Arthropoda; Insecta; Hymenoptera; Formicidae. Gene Ontology annotation, molecular function: glutamate-gated receptor activity; transmitter-gated monoatomic ion channel activity involved in regulation of postsynaptic membrane potential. Gene Ontology annotation, cellular component: plasma membrane; postsynaptic membrane. The record is from RefSeq and is a predicted model, not a curated record. The transcript is spliced from 14 exons.
AUGUCCGGAAUCGGAACCGUUCUGUCCCCGAAGAACAUUGCGAGAGCGAGCGAGCCGCUGCUGAAACAAAUAAAAAAUUCCGCGGAGUCGCACAUCGUGCUGGACUGUUCCACCGAGAGGAUCUACGACGUGCUGAAGCAAGCGCAACAGAUUGGAAUGAUGAGCGACUAUCACAGCUACCUUAUCACCUCACUGGACUUGCAUACCGUCGACUUAGAAGAAUUCAAGCACGGCGGGACCAAUAUCACUGCCUUUCGAUUAGUGGACCCGGAGAAGCCGGAGAUCCAGAAGGUAAUUCAGGAUUGGAUCUACGGUGAGAAGCGCUACAAUCGCGAGCUCGACAUGGGACAGAACAGUAACAAGAAUAAUCUAACUACUAUAAAGACUGAAACGUCGUUGCUGUACGACGCUGUCCAUCUUUUCGCCAAGGCGUUACACGAUCUCGACACGUCCCAACAAAUCGAUAUCAAGCCGUUAUCCUGCGAAUCAACGGAUACCUGGCCUCACGGAUACUCGCUCAUCAACUACAUGAAGAUCGUGGAGAUGACGGGACUCACGGGUAUUAUCAAGUUCGAUCAUCAGGGAUUUCGUUCCGACUUCGUUCUAGACAUCAUCGAGCUGAAUAACAAAGAAGGCUUGAAGAAAAUCGGUACUUGGAACAGUACCAAAGGUAUCAACUUUACGAGGAGCUACGGCGACGUUUACAGUCAAAUCGUUGAAAACUUGCAGAAUAAGACUUUCAUCGUGACGACUCUACUGAGCGCGCCGUACUGUAUGCGGAAGGACUCGAGUGAGAAGCUCACCGGAAACGCGCAAUUCGAGGGCUACAGCAUCGACUUGAUUUACGAGAUAUCGCGGCUGCUUGGAUUCAAUUAUACGUUCCGGCUUGUGCCGGACGGACGUUACGGCUCGUACAACGCGCAGACGAAGGAAUGGGACGGGAUGAUAAAGGAGCUGCUCGAGCAAAAGGCCGAUCUCGCGAUCGGUGAUCUCACCAUCACGUACGAUCGAGAACAGGUUGUGGACUUCACGACGCCGUUCAUGCCUUUAGGGAUCAGCAUACUUUACCGCAAACCCAUAAAGCAACCGCCGAAUUUGUUCUCGUUCCUCAGCCCUCUUAGCCUCGACGUUUGGAUCUACAUGGCGACGGCUUAUCUCGGGGUCUCCGUGCUUCUCUUUAUACUAGCCAGGUUCAGCCCCUACGAGUGGGAGAACCCCCAUCCGUGCAACGGGCAGUCCGAAGUCCUCGAGAACGAGUUCACCCUACUGAACUCGCUCUGGUUCACCAUAGGCUCGCUCAUGCAGCAAGGCUCCGAUAUAGCGCCGAAGGCCGUGUCGACUCGCAUGGUCGCCGGUAUGUGGUGGUUCUUCACGCUGAUCAUGAUCUCCUCUUAUACGGCUAAUCUCGCGGCUUUCCUCACCGUCGAGAGGAUGGAUUCCCCGAUCGAGAGCGCCGAGGAUCUCGCUAAGCAGACGAAAAUCAAAUACGGCGCCCUCAAAGGCGGCAGCACGGCGGCCUUCUUCAAGGAUUCCAAUUUCUCGACGUACCAACGCAUGUGGUCCUUCAUGGACUCGGCGAAGCCGUCGGUAUUUACGGGGAGCAACGGCGAGGGCGUGGAUCGAGUGAUCACAGGGAAAGGUAGUUACGCAUUCCUGAUGGAAUCCACCUCCAUCGAAUACGUAAUCGAGAGGAAGUGCGACCUCACUCAAGUCGGCGGUCUCUUGGACUCCAAGGGCUACGGCAUAGCCAUGCCGCCAAACUCGCCAUACAGAACGGCCAUAAGCGAGGCCAUCCUGAAGCUCCAGGAGGAGGGGAAGCUUCAUAUGCUGAAAACGCGCUGGUGGAAGGAGAAGCGAGGCGGCGGAUCCUGCAGGGACGACACCUCGAAGAGCAGCUCGGCGGCGAACGAGCUCGGCCUGGCAAACGUCGGCGGUGUCUUCGUGGUGCUGAUGGGCGGCAUGGGCGUCGCCUGCGUGAUCGCGGUCUGCGAGUUCGUGUGGAAGAGCCGGAAAGUAGCCAUCGAGGAACGGAAGUCCUCGGUGUGCUCGGAAAUGGCGAGUGAAUUGCGAUACGCUUUGGACUGCGGCAACGGAAAUAAAAAGCCGUCGAAGGCGCUUUGUCGACGUCAGGGGCAACAUUCAAGUCUGUCGAUCGUUUCGGAGGAGGGCAAGUACGGGGCAUGCAACAAGUACAGGCACUUCGUUGGAAAAGCACCUCUGACAUGAACAAAGGGACGCCUGACCGAGCGGAAGGGCCGAGUGAUGAAUUUCUUUGCCAAGUUAAUUGCUUCCCCGCUCACGUGCGAAUUAAAAUAUACAUGAUUGAUCAAUUCGAAACGCGGGAGCAACGGUCCGGAAAAAGAAAUCGCCGCAAAAAUAACAAAAAUUAUUUCUGAACUGCGAAACCACUUUCAAAUGUAACAAAAAAUAUGUGAAUUAUCCUCGGGCAAAAUUGUAGCGAGAUUGAAUUUUGUUUAAAAGUCAAACACAAAUUUUGUUACUACGUCUUCUGAUGGGAAAGAAAAAAAGAGAAGGCGCCGUCAAAAGCUCUCAGCAUCGGAAGGAUCCUGUUGUAGAUCCCGUUGCAAUCGGAAAUUCGACCGCGAUUGUGACGAUGUGCAAAGAAAAAAGGAAACAGGGACUUAAUUCUAAUCGUAUACACGUCUGUCCUUUUUUUACGAACCACGUACCGUUGAAUAAGAUAGUCCACCACCUAGUCCCUCGUAAGGUCUGUUGAGUGUUAUGCGAGGAGGAUGCGUGCGAGAAAAUAACGAGCGAAUGAAGAAUAAGAGUCGUGCGUGGAAUUGGGUGAUCUUUUAUCGACGUUAAAGAUGCACUGUUCACGUUAUAUCACGUAAAGUAUUCUAUUGAAGUCAAUCCGAAUAUGUCGUCAUCCACGUACGUAAAUUUGUUCGGAUAUACGAUAAAUUACACGCGCGUACAACAGCGAUUUCAGAGGUCUCCACGUAAUGUAUAAAUAACGCGAAAGGUUUUUUCACAUAUAAUUCCACCUUUAAUCUGCGAGACCUGAAUAUCGCGAAUGGUCAUUUGCACUACUUUAUAGCGCAAUCCAACGUUUCGUGUGUGUGAUUCGCGAUAAGUAGUUAAAAUUUUUGAACAUACUUUUAUCCGAAAUUCAUUCCUACCCUUAGCUGGUCUGACGGGGUCCAUAAGGUCAUCGAAGUAUUAUUUGAGUAAAUUAGAAUUAAUUGUCUAAGCUAUUCUAAUUAUCCCGACUAUGUAGAUAAUAUAUUUCAAGCCGCGUUCGCGUGAUGCAUUGUCAAUAAUCAAAUUCAAUGCAAAAGACUGCUCUAUACUCUCCUACCAGGAUUAUUUUCGUAGAAUACACGUCUCGUGUUGAUUUGUUUGUCCAAUUACGUUUUCGUUCGAUCGCGUUUAUGCGGACCUUGUGAACCAAGCAGUAUUCAUUUGAGUCUUCCUUCUAUCGUAAAAAAAGAGGGAAAAAUGUAAGGAAAAAACAAGCAUCGCGAUUCCAGUUUAGUAUAUUUAAACUCUCGAAAAAGAGUGCCGUAUAAAUCAGAGUAUGAAUGUUCGACGCCGUGUUGAAAGAGUGUGUGACAUUUCAAUAGCUUGUACGCGGAUACUAUUUUAAGAUCAUGCGUAACAGCAAAGAGAAACAUUAAAGAACGUUUUGUUUUUUUUCUUUUACACAAUAAAAAACAUUUUGUAUUUAUGUUAGAAACGGUCCACUUACUUUUUGU